AUGCCUGCGACAACAGGAAGCGGAUGCUUCGACUGUAACAUCUGCCUUGAUUUUGCAGAAGAACCAGUGGUUACUCUCUGUGGCCAUUUGUACUGCUGGCCUUGUAUCUAUGAGUGGCUGCGGCCUGGGGUGGAGUCAACUGCCAGCGACAACAGCAGUUCGGCAAGGCACCAAUGUCCCGUAUGCAAGGCAACACUCUCAGCGGACACCCUUGUGCCACUAUACGGCCGGGGAGGGAACUCAAAGAAGUCACUGAAUGGCAUGGCCAUCCCGCGCCGCCCCAUGGUACACCGUGAGACUGUUGAGCAACAUAAUGCACAAAGCAACGUCAAUGACCAGCACUACCACCAGAGCAUGGAAGACAACCCUCAGCACCAGCCAUUGCUGAACGCACACCACCAUCCCAUUCCCAAUGGGUUUGACUUCAUCUACCCUCCAGCACCAGUAGGUCGUGGCUUGAUCCACUCAACUGCUGGUGGGGUGCUUGGAGGGAUGGCAGAAGUUGUGCUUCCUUGGGCGCUCCGUGGCCAGCUGCCAGCGAGCUUGUACUACACGAGCCCAUAUCAUGUUGCGACGCAGAACGUGAACCCCAGGCUGAGGCGGCAUCAGAUGGAGAUCGAGAGGUCCCUGCACCAGAUCUGGUUCUUCCUCUGUGUGUUUGUGGUGCUGUGCCUGCUCUUGUUCUGA
Messenger RNA from Miscanthus lutarioriparius, 687 nucleotides. The record is from the annotation of a GenBank genome assembly. Lineage: Eukaryota; Viridiplantae; Streptophyta; Magnoliopsida; Poales; Poaceae.